GCACGACAGUGGAUCUCAUCGUCGGCACAGCUGAUCCCAUCUGAUGACUGUGGAUCAUCAUCCGGUUACGGUUCACCGGGUCGCACUCCACUGGCAAGUCCUCAAGGAGCCGAACCUUUUGGAGGACUGUCACUUCCAGUGCACAUUCAACGAGCUUUCUCGGAUGGAAUUGUGAGCGCUGAAGAGACUUCACCACAUCUCGGAGUGGGUCUAGCGUCGCCCGAUCCGAGUAGGCCAAAGCUUACGGUUGUAACAGUUGGCCUGAAUAUCACAGAAUUUAUGAAUUUCACAGCAAAGUAUCUCCUGCAUGCAGUUAACCCAAAGAUUAGAUUGAGACCUAUAAAAUAA
This is a messenger RNA of Cylicostephanus goldi, 348 nucleotides long. Lineage: Eukaryota; Metazoa; Nematoda; Chromadorea; Rhabditida; Strongylidae. The record is from the annotation of a GenBank genome assembly.